This is a messenger RNA of Chenopodium quinoa (quinoa), 525 nucleotides long. RefSeq lists its product as uncharacterized. The record is from RefSeq and is a predicted model, not a curated record. The transcript has 2 exons. Bases 1 to 525 code for a protein of 174 amino acids. Lineage: Eukaryota; Viridiplantae; Streptophyta; Magnoliopsida; Caryophyllales; Amaranthaceae.
AUGGAGGUCACCGGAGAAAACCUCACCCUUCUCCAGAAAAUCCGGCCACCAAAUCUCGAAGACGCCGGCUUAGAAGACUGCGCAUUACCUCCAGAUUUGAUCAAAGAAGCUUUUCUCAAAGCAGCCUCCGCCGUUGGCUCACGCGCCGCCUCUGUUUUCGCCGUCGAUGAUGACGAGAUCGACGGCGGAUGUGUGAGUGAUCCUUGGAUUGAAAAACACGCGCCGUCGGAUGCAUUGGUGGGGGUUGAACCUGAGAAAUCGCCUCCGGGAGCAUGCGCCGCCGGGAAGGGUGGCGCGUUGGUCGGAGAUGGUGAGGCGGCGGGUGAUGUGGUGGUUGUCGGAGAGAAAAAUGGGGAGGAGGUGGAGGGUGAGGUGGUGAAUGCUGGCGGUAAUGACGGUGGCCAAGGCGGGGAUUGUGUUGAUGGGUUAAGGGGAUUGGAGAUUAAGGGGAAGAAAGAAGAUGACGAAGAAGAACAAGAUGAGAAGAAACUUACUUUAGUUGAGGUUUCUGUUAAUAUAGAAUAA